GAAACGUCUCUUAUGUCAACAACGUAUGUUAAAUUAAAAAAAAAAAAAAAACAACAAUUUGUAAACAAAAAUGUGGAUUUUUUUUUAAUUAGAAAAAAACUGAAAUAAGAAAAUAAUAGUAGAACGACCAGAGAAUCCGUUGCAGUAAGUGUCGAGCAUAAAAGACAUCGUUUAUUUCGGAAUGUUCUCCGACUUGGAUCAAAUUGCAACAUCAGCAAUUUGUCGGUUUUGUCUCGAAAAGAGCAGCAAUCUUUACGAUGCUAAAAAUCUGGAAACUUUUUUAUAUUUUGUACUUCCUGAUCUGGUAAAUUACAGUUUCUAUUUACGUAAACAUGUAGUAGAAUAAUAAUUUUUCAGGAAGAUCUCUCGCUUUCAGAGAACCCUCUGAUGUGCCUUCAAUGUGUUCAUCAGCUAAUAGGCAACUAUAUAUUUAAAACUCGCUGCAUUCACAACCAAGAUAAAAUUCUAAAACUGAAAAAUAUGCUUCAGCGUCCCAUAUAUCUAGAGGAAGUCAUCCAGGGUACCGACUUUCAUAAAGAGAAUCUACAGACCUCUGAGGUGGUUUAUAACAGUUUAAAAAUACUUUUGGGAAAAGAGUUUGGAAAUGGUAAAAAUUCUAACCAGAAUGACAUUAAAAAUGAUAAAAUGAUUCAGAGUACUGCUUCAUCAAAUGGCUUAUCUGAGAAUGGUGAUAACCAAGUAGCAGAGUCGAAAUUAAUAGACUUAGGUGAAGUUAAGAUCAAUUACAGUGAGGUAUAUGCAGAAGAACUUUCACCGUCAUCAAAUGAAAGGCAAGAAAUUUUCAAUUCACUAAAAUCAUUUAAGAAAGAAGUAGGUUACUCUGAAGAACCCAUAAAGAAAGCAAAAAAGUCUCCAAAAUCCUACAAAUGUGAAUUCUGCCACAAACAAUUCACGCAAAAGAUCCACUCUGACGGUCAUUUACUAAACAAGCACAAAGACAUUCCAAAUAUAGAAGCGUACAUAUCGAACCGAAUCCACUAUUGUGAAUAUUGCGAGUAUCGAACUAUCAACAGCUACAACUUGUCCUGCCACAAAAUGACCAGACACGGCAAAAGACAAAGCGCGGUAAAAUUCGUCAAGUGCGAUAUUUGUGACUAUAAAACGCACAACAGGGGAAAUUUCUCGAUACAUAUGCGUAGACACGAUACGGCUCGACCGUUCGUUUGUAAAUUGUGUAAAAGGACAUUCGCACAAAAGGUCAACUUGGACUGUCAUUAUUUGGCUUCGCAUUGCGACGAGCAGGACGUUGAUCUGUUGAUUUCCAGUAAGAUUUACCAGUGCCCUAGUUGCGACUUUAAGGCUUUGGAUAAGUCGAAGUAUGCUAAGCAUGUCGCUGGACAACAUGGGGGGGAGUUAGUUAACAGUUGACCGGUUUGUUUUUGUUUAUUGAAGGUGUGCCUUGAAGUUAUUAAUUAUUAGUUUUAAAUUAGUAAUUGAACCCAAGGUAAUUUGUACAAAAAAUCAACUUGGAUUGUCGUUAUUUGUGAGUCUGUCCUGGGCAAUAUAGUAAGAAAUUUGUUGAGGUGA
Anthonomus grandis grandis is the source of this 1548-nucleotide messenger RNA. Its product is annotated as transcriptional repressor CTCF-like. The record is from RefSeq and is a predicted model, not a curated record. NCBI's taxonomy places the organism in Eukaryota, Metazoa, Arthropoda, Insecta, Coleoptera, Curculionidae. Gene Ontology annotation, cellular component: nucleus. Gene Ontology annotation, molecular function: DNA-binding transcription factor activity, RNA polymerase II-specific; zinc ion binding; RNA polymerase II transcription regulatory region sequence-specific DNA binding. The coding region runs from base 388 to 1389 and encodes 333 amino acids. The transcript has 5 exons. Gene Ontology annotation, biological process: regulation of transcription by RNA polymerase II.